CGGGGGAAGAGAAAAGUCAUACAUACCACGUAAAACCAAGUGAGUAAUAUAGUCUGAAGUAAUCAUUUAUUUCGUACAUUUCUCGACCCAUAAAAUGAUUGAGAUCUGAUUAUUUUUAGGAUAUGGGACGUAUCUAGAGGCGAAAUCAUGUCAUUUUGCUGUCUCAAUGGCUCGAUUCAAGAUCUGAACACCGUAUAGUCAGGAAAUGCUCAAUCCGGCAGUAUUUUCCAUGAUGGACACAGAGGAGUCGGCGUGUCCUCAAUGCGGCUAUUUCUCCAAACGCAAACUCCCUGUUUCUCCAUCUGACAGCUCCCGUAUCGCCGAGCUAUGUUCCACAAGCCAAUGUCCCACUGUGGAAGAAGAGAAGAGUUUCCAAUCUUUUGUAGGGGAAGGGCAAUCUUUCCUUAACGAUCUCGAUACUCGUAUUGCUUUGAUGAAAACUUCAAUACAGGCGCUCGAAAAUACCAGAGAACUCCUCAAACCCGUGGUCAUGCAGUACAAAGAGUCUCUCAAUCCGAUAAGACGAGUGCCUUCUGAUGUAUGGGGACAUAUUUUCUUCUACGGUGCAGGUUACGAUAAAGACCACGAGGAGUAUUUCGACUCUGCUUCACAUUCUUUGGACCUCAAUUCGCCGCCGUGGGUCUAUGGACGUGUAUGUCGUCAAUGGAAGGAUAUUAUUCACAAUAUGCCUUCCCUCUGGACACGAUACAAUCCUCUUACGGCCUUUCCUGCUCUCACGGCACUUCUGGACUCACUUUCUUGUCCAGUGCUCACACACCUGACUGUGAUCGCCUCUGGAAUUAUCAGCGAUGCAGUGAAACGAUUUGAAAUGCGAUCGAAGUUCCAAUUGGAACAUUUGAUCGUCGGGAGAGAUGCGGGAAAAUUCGUGAAAGGCCUUUUGAAUCCCCUUUGCUUUCGGAAAUCACUGGAACGGAUGCUCAAACACCUUCCUUUCCGGACCUUCGUGAAUUGCAAUUCUACUGGAAUCAAUCCUUAUCGAUGUCCCCGGUGGACUUCAAGAUAAUGGAUAUGCAUCACUCAAAAUGCUUAUCACAGCAUCCGAUGAACAAGCGAGGAAGAUGCUUGACCACCCACUAUGGAGGGACCUACGUUCCAAAGGAGCCGCCAUUGAUAUCAUAGCUCUAUGAAUUGGACCACUUGUGCUACAUGAUUUGGAUAAUCGAAAUUUGACGUGUACGAUACUUGGGAUUGAGAGCAAUCUACUAUUCUGUAUUCAAUGAAGCUCUCAUUUUAGGAAGAAUAAUGUGUUAUUGUGAAGCACGAGCGAUAGGGACAAGGACAAGGACAUUGAGUCGGCUCAAAUAGUGCUCAUAU
This is a messenger RNA of Lentinula edodes (shiitake mushroom), 1335 nucleotides long. RefSeq lists its product as uncharacterized. NCBI's taxonomy places the organism in Eukaryota, Fungi, Basidiomycota, Agaricomycetes, Agaricales, Omphalotaceae. The coding region runs from base 206 to 1024 and encodes 272 amino acids. The record is from RefSeq and is a predicted model, not a curated record. The transcript is spliced from 5 exons.